UUCACAGUUGAUGAGGGUUAGCUCUUCUCCAAGAUCCUAUUCAGUCUGCUCUGUUUGGCUCCAUACUCCUCGACAAAGCAAACGUGGCAUCACAGUAAAGUGUCCCAACUACCAACUCGUGAAGCUUGAUAAGAGAGCCUGAAUUCUCGUUUUCUUUGAAGUUAGAACGACGUCGUGAAAUAUUAAAUAUGGGCGGAGAAGGAAGAGUCUUCUCCUCUUGUUCUGAUUCAUGGAGGGACCGAAUUCAUCUCCUGAAAAUUUCAAACAUGAUCUCAGAGAUAUAUUCCUUAUGGAACAAGAACAACCCAUCAGUUCUACUGCUACACAGAUUGUGCAGGCUAGAGAUUAUAAAAUCAGGAAUUCACGGGAAGAAGACAUUCUAAAGUUAAGCCAAAAGCAGGAGGCCGAGCUCAUUGGCUACGAUGGAAAGCCUACAGAUGUCAAAAUUCCUAACCCCAACCCCAUGAAGGACCCAGACACUUCUUUGGCUUCCACUGAACAGAGACCCAACAACAUAAACGCCAGUGAGCAGCCCGUAACUACAUCUGAGGAACCCGAAGGGCGUCGCAGGGAAACUAGAGAAUCUGGCAUCAAUGAGGGGGACUCGCAGAAUUUGGGUAUUAAACAAAACAAAACAGCAAAAUCUCGUUUAUAUGAGAUUUGUGCUUACCAUUACUGGAAGCCUCCGGUCUUUGAAUGCUGGAAGGAAGACGGACCAGACCACCAUAAGCUGUUCACAUUCAAGGUCAUUGUGGAGAUAGAAGAAGAAGCCAAUUUGGUCUUAGAGUGCUUUAGUGCUCCUUGUGGAAAGAAGAAAGCUGCAGCAGAGCAUGCAGCAGAAGGUGCAUUGUGGUACCUUCAGCAUCAAGGGUAUCUGCAUAAGGGCAAAUAAUUCAACGGUGAAAUUGGGUUGCUGCAUGGUAUGUCACUCCAUGCUUCCUAUAAUUGAAAUAAUGCCCAAAAUGAUGCAUCAGAUGUAUUUCUAUAGGUUUAUUUUGGUCCUGUAAGCCUGCAGAAAUUUGACAACAUAAGGAUGACCAAGUUGACAUGAAUUAAACAUUGUUUUAUUAUU
This is a messenger RNA of Nelumbo nucifera (sacred lotus), 1072 nucleotides long. RefSeq names its product endoribonuclease Dicer homolog 4-like. The record is from RefSeq and is a predicted model, not a curated record. NCBI's taxonomy places the organism in Eukaryota, Viridiplantae, Streptophyta, Magnoliopsida, Proteales, Nelumbonaceae.